This is a messenger RNA of Candidozyma duobushaemuli, 1323 nucleotides long. RefSeq lists its product as uncharacterized. Gene Ontology annotation, biological process: proteolysis. The record is from RefSeq and is a predicted model, not a curated record. The transcript is spliced from 2 exons. Gene Ontology annotation, molecular function: peptidase activity. Lineage: Eukaryota; Fungi; Ascomycota; Pichiomycetes; Serinales; Metschnikowiaceae. The coding region runs from base 1 to 1323 and encodes 440 amino acids.
AUGGCUCCUUUCAAAGUGAUCGAUGCCUUUGUCAACGACGGGCUUUUGAACCAAAGAAUUGUUCUUUCCGUUCCGUUAGUCCAUGGGAGCAGCCUGUCUGAGCAGAUCACCAUUGUUGCCAACAUCACACAGAAGUACGACCAGAAGCUUCACACGGAUAUCUGGAAAGUUGUCUUUCCCUCGGAAUCCAAACCACUUGCAUACAUUCAAGGUGGCCCUGGAUUCCCAUGUGCUGUUCCAUUGUCCAAUUCCGGACUUACUAAAGUACUCAUUGAUGAUGGAUACCAAGUCAUAUACUACGACCAAAGAGGUACCGGUUUGAGUACCCCAAUUGACACGGAACUCCUUCUUUCGAAGGGCUCAACUGAAUCCAUUGUCGAGUACUUGACCCACUUCAGAGCAGACUCGAUAGUUCAGGAUUUGGAACUCAUAAGACAAGCUCUCUUUGGCGAGUCCAAAUGGCUGAUAAUGGGUCAAUCUUUCGGAGGAUUCUGCUGUUUUUCGUACUUGGGUUUAUAUGAAAAUCUUGAGGCUGUUUUCAUCACUGGAGGCGUACCACCAGUUGGCUUUAUUGCCGAUGAUGUCUAUACCCAAACAUACAAGCGCACAGCUGAGAGAAACAGACACUACUAUUCCAAAUACCCGGAGGACAAGAAGCGCGUGAAGCAAAUUAUAAAAUACUUGAGUGAAAAUGACGUUCUGUUGCCUGAUGGCGGGAAAUUGACAGUCGAAAGGUUCCAACAAAUCGGACUCAAUUUCGGUGCAUCUGGAGGAACUGAUUCGAUCCACCAGCUUGUGAUGAAGUUUGCCUGGUCCUUGGAGACGCAAGGCAGGGCGUCUUAUGCGGUGUUGAAUGAGAUUCAGCUGACUUACAGCUUUGACACCAAUAUCUUGUAUGCCUUGUUCCAGGAAUGCAUUUAUGGUGAUGGCGAAGGCAAGGCUACCAACUGGGCAGCCGACAGAAUCCGCUAUGCCGAAGGAAAUGAGAAUUUCGUCGUAUCGACGCAGCUCCUCGAAUCUGACGACCCUGUUUACUUUACUGGUGAAAUGGUCUUCAAAUCCAUGUUUGAGGAUUACGCCCAAUUGCGUCCUUUGAAGGAAGUGGCUCAUGCUCUACACUCCUACGAAAAAUGGUCAUCGCUAUACCCUAACAACUAUGCUCAAUUGACAUGGGAUAUAGUGCCUAUAGUGGCUGCUACGUAUUACUACGAUCAAUAUGUGGACUUUGACCUCACCAUGAAGGUGAAGUUGAAUCUAUUCAAGGAAAACGGUAACUUGAGACAGUAUAUCACUAGCGAGUUUUUCCACAAUGGUCGUGGGUAG